This is a messenger RNA of Knipowitschia caucasica, 555 nucleotides long. NCBI's taxonomy places the organism in Eukaryota, Metazoa, Chordata, Actinopteri, Gobiiformes, Gobiidae. The record is from the annotation of a GenBank genome assembly.
AUGUGGCCUGAAACUAUCGCAUCUGCCGUCAACAACCUGAGCUAUGGCGGAAGUGGCUUCCAGCUGGAUCUCUUCAGCCCGCUGCUGCUCUCUGUCUCUUCUGGCCAGAGCUUGAGCCUCCCUCCUCGCAGCUCUGUCUUCUGCCUCCUCGAUGGUGCAGGUCAGCCAGGUCAGGGGGGAUCCUUCCCGACACCACCAGAGGAUGGGCUAAGAUGGAAUCAGGCGGUGGUGGAGACGGCGGUGGUGGAGACGGCGGUGGUGGAGAAGGCGGUGGUGGAGAAGGCGGUGGUGGAGAAGGCGGUGGUGGUGGAGAAGGCGGUGGUGGUGGAGAAGGCGGUGGUGGAGAAGGCGGUGGUGGAGAAGGCGGUGGUGGAGAAGGCGGUGGUGGAGAAGGCGGUGGUGGAGGAGGCGGUGGUGGAGAAGGCGGUGGUGGAGAAGGCGGUGGUGGAGAAGGCGGUGGUGGAGAAGGCGGUGGUGGAGAAGGCGGUGGUGGAGAAGGCGGUGGUGGUGGUGGCGGAGGAGGAGGCGGUGGUAGUGGAGGCCCAUAUGGCAUGA